Molecule: messenger RNA, 902 nt
Organism: Eufriesea mexicana
Lineage: Eukaryota; Metazoa; Arthropoda; Insecta; Hymenoptera; Apidae
Gene: mRpL9
Product: mitochondrial ribosomal protein L9
Exons: 3
Coding region: 102-902 (266 amino acids)
Biological process (GO): translation
Cellular component (GO): ribosome
Molecular function (GO): structural constituent of ribosome
Source: RefSeq, a predicted model, not a curated record
UUUCAAGUCGUAUGUAUUACAUAUUCUAACCUAAAACAACUUCGUUGUGGUACAUCAAACUGUGUAGUAGAAUAUUUUUUAGUUAUAUUUGACAAGUAAAUAUGUUAAAAUAUACGCAGCUGUGUAGAAAUUACGUAAAAUUAAAACCAGCGCUUCUUUUUAAUCAAACUAAUGUAUUGAUGCAACAAAACCGAAACACGUUUAUCUUAAGAAGAAAAUACCAAGUGCCCCUUUAUAAAAAAUACCAGAAAUAUCCACGGCUAACACAUAAACAUUUCAUUUAUGAACUUGUAGAAGAUACAGAUAUUAAACCACAAAAAUGUAUUGAUAUAGUUUUGUUAGAAACUAUAAAAGGAGUUGGUAUAAAAGGACAGAAAGUUACAGUAAAGUCUCAGAAAGCUUAUGAAACUUUAAUAUUACCAAAACUGGCCGUAUAUGCAACACCUGAAAAUUUAAAGAAGUAUAUAAUAGAAGAGCAAGAUAUUGAUAAAUUAUCAUAUAGUUCUCCAUUUAUAGAAAGAACAAUAAACCUAUUAGCUCAAUGUUAUUUACCGAUAAGAAUGUCCAUAGAUAUACCAUGGACUAUAGAAAAAUGGCACGUGAGGGUAUCAUUUCGUGUAUUAGGUUACAUUGUACCUGAAGAUGCUAUAACUCUUCCAAAGAAAACUAUAUCUGGGCCUGAUUUAUCCAUUGAAAAUAAAGAAUUUUACAUUAUUGUCAAAAUCAAUAAUCAAGAAGAAGUGAAAGUCAGAUGUAAAAUUUUUCAUUAUUCUUCUAAUGAACAGAAAAAAAUUAAGUACGAUGUACCAUUGUAUGAAUUACCAAACAUACCAAUUUUUGCAGAAGAUGAACCAAUAUUAAAUUCCCUUCCGAAACAUCGUUUAUUUAAAAUGAAACUAUAA